Musa acuminata AAA Group (dessert banana) is the source of this 1278-nucleotide messenger RNA. Its product is annotated as SPX domain-containing protein 1. The transcript is spliced from 3 exons. NCBI's taxonomy places the organism in Eukaryota, Viridiplantae, Streptophyta, Magnoliopsida, Zingiberales, Musaceae. The record is from RefSeq and is a predicted model, not a curated record. Gene Ontology annotation, biological process: cellular response to phosphate starvation. Bases 234 to 1088 code for a protein of 284 amino acids.
CCAAAGAUAUGCUCUGCCUCCUCGUAUAUUCCCUUCUCCCUCGCUUGCUCUUCCUUCUUAUCUACUCUGCCGAAUCCCUCGGCCCACUCGAUAUCGUCUCCUCUCUCUCUCUUCCUUCUUUGACGCAUCUCUUCCUGCUGCUGUCCCCGCGACUUGAUCUCCCUGCAUUGCCUCUGGAUCGCUUAGCUAGAUAGGGAGGUCGUGGAUGUGAGCGUAAAGUUUGGAUCUUGGAGAUGAAGUUCGGGAAGAGCCUCAGCAAUCAGAUAGAGGAGACGCUGCCGGAGUGGAGAGACAAGUUCCUCUCCUACAAGGACCUCAAGCGGCGCCUAAAGUUCAUCGCCGCCGGAGAUAAGCCUGCGAAGCGGCCCAAGGUGGCCGAGGACGGCGCGGCUACCGGCCGCGCCGCUUCCUUAGUGACCCGGGAGGAGGAGGAUUUUGUGAGGCUCCUCGAGGCCGAGCUCGACAAGUUCAACACCUUCUUCGUGGAGAAGGAGGAGGAGUACAUCAUUCGCCAAAAGGAUCUGCAGGAUCGAGUUGCCGAGGCUGUCUCAAAGGAUUCUGAUGAGCAGCUGAUGAAAGUAAGGAAGGAGAUUGUGGACUUCCAUGGAGAGAUAGUCCUCCUCGAGAACUACAGUGCCCUCAACUAUACUGGGCUGGUAAAGAUACUGAAGAAGUAUGACAAGAGAACCGGAGCACUUAUUCGGCAACCCUUCAUCCAGAAGGUGCUGCAGCAGCCCUUCUUUACCACUGACCUGCUAAACAAACUUGUGAAGGAGUGUGAAACCAUGCUGGACCACCUCUUCCCUAAGAACGAACCACUGACAUCCACGGACGAUUGCGAUAGAGAGAAUGGAGAGCAUAAGCAAUCAAAACCCAGCUCGUCGCUGCCGCAAACAGCUCCAGAGCUCGAGGAGAUUGAAUACAUGGAGAGUUUGUACAUGAAGAGCACAAUUGCGGCAUUGCGGGCUCUGAAAGAGAUCAGGAGUGGAAGUUCCACCGUGAGCUUCUUUUCAUUGCCUCCCUUGCAGAGCAAUGGAAGGAAAAACAAGUGGAACAAUGUGCCUAUACUCGAACAAGCGGCCAAGUAAUGACAGAUAAAAUCUUCUUGGAGAUGCAAACACUAUCAUCGGUUCAUUCACAACUUUCUCUUCUCCUUUUCUUGUAUCUUGUAAUCUUUCACCUUCACCAGAUUUCAGAAUCCAGACCUACAAAAGAUGUAUGAUGUUGAAAUCUGAAUGUAUGCAAGGUUGAAUAGGAGAAAUUCUACUUGAUCUUUCA